CGGACCGUCAAUCUUACAAUCAUGCCCCGAGCCCCGCCCCAUGGCCGGAUCGAACAAUGAAUCUCGCAAUGUCCCGGGUCGCCAUGCCCUGAUGGAACAAUCAAUCCGCCAUGCCCCGGGCCGCCGCUGUGCGUGACCCCUAAGACAGACCCGAGGAUGCGUUGCGCACGUCAUGGAGCCCAACGCGCUCCAUGCCCUGUUUCGGGUUGCGACGAUCGAGCGGUCACUCUCAUGCCGUGAUGGCCGCAAUGCUAUGGCCUCGUCAAGUCCGAGCCUCGUCGACUAGCCAGUCUCGCGAUGACACCACACUUGUCGGAUAGCGAGUGUCGCCAUGACUUGAGCCGUGAUGGCCGCUUCACACGGUCCAUCUCGUGAUGUUUCGAGCCAACGGCCUCGUCGAAUUGACCAAAAUGUUCUUUUCUGAAAUGCGUGCCGCGAACCGAAGUCAAAGCACGCCUGCGUAAUUUAAGGCUUCUUGUUCUCUGUUUUUUAUCUAUCAGCAGUUUCAGUCGCAUAUCUCACAGCUCAUAUUCACGCACUCUCCCAGAUGUUUACAGACGAUAUGCCAAUGUUCGCUAUGCCAUGAGUCGACACAGAAACGACGCUGCUGCCUAUCUAAAAGGCCCAUUAAACCUCGAUUCACAUGACGUCCAGACACACAACACAUAAUGUCCAGACACACAACACACUCUAUAGGUCUUCAAACGCACAGCCUUUUACAUCCGGUUCCACCACUCUCUUUUACCCAUCCACGCAUCAGACCGAUUCCUCAACCACGUCAUCGAGAAGCCUGCACGGUGGUCAACCAGCAGCGGGGCGGCCACAUAAGCUGGUGUGUGUGUCCUAAAGAGCAUUCUCCACCAAUCGACGUCAUGGUUAUAAGCUUUGGCAUCCACAGCAGCCAAAUCGCGAAGGUACUUCGAAAGGCAAGGAAGAUGAGUUUUUCGAACCACAUAGGAAUAUGCGCCAAAGGCAUAUUUGAUGUGAACGAUGCCAGGGUCAAGUAAUUUGGGAGUGCGACUUAGCUUUUGUCCUCUUGGAAGGUGGGGAACAAUGUGAUGGGCGCCGAGAAACAGUAUCAGGGAGUUGUUUGGCCAUCGCAUCAGAAGCAGAUCAAAUUGCGUCUUCCAUGAAUCCUGGUUGAGUGGCUUGAAAGGCAUAGCGUCAUCCUCAAAAAUCAUGGCCACAUCAACGUUGUCCUGCAUAGCACGAUCAACUGCACAUAUGCUGCUAGCAAGAAUGCCAAGCCCUCGCUUUUGGGAUCGAAAUGUCGUUAUCCUCACGAUGUCGAGCUCAGGGUAUGCAGUGGCCCAUUCUUUCCGAAAGCGAGAGUAACGCGCCGGUUCUCCCUCAGCUUCAGGCAAUGUCAUAACGUACGCACGACGUCUACUGUAUGGCAUAGAUUCAUGAUCCUCGGAGAAUCCACAGUCCUCUUUGAAACCAGCCGGAGAGCGAAUCGGCUUCACCUCUUCAAGGGCUCCAGAUGCUGAAAGCGGACGUAGAGAGAAUCUAGCGUAUGAAGACGCCGUCGGAAUUUCCAAAGUUUUUACGUAUUGGCGUACUGCCGGUGGCAAGUAGUUUUGAAAAACCCAAAUGCAAGUGAAAGUGAUGAAUGCGAAAAGUACUGGGAGUAGCAGGCUAGCGCGCCCAAUUGCCAUCUUAUGGGGUUUCACGGAGGUGAAGGGGAUUUCGGAGAGGAAUGGGAGAGAGGAGGAGGGCAUUGGGAGAGCGGGAUGAGCUAUGGCGACGGGAAAAGGGUGCAUGCAGUCAUGCGACUCUUGAGGGAGCUGGCAACGAGCCUGUGUAACAAGUAAAGCGCCCGCAAGCUGAGCGCGGUGCACGACCCCCCGGUUGAGCAUGCGGGAUCGGCAUUUGGCAAUUGAGCUGUUGCUUAUGAGCAUGAAUACAGUAAGAACUGCUUCACACAUUGCUCAGAACUGUAAACAUGCAAAGCACCAUCUGUUUGUCUUUACAUCACGAACUUGCGUCGCUUGGCGAUGAAGCAAUGAUAUCUCCUUCCAAACGGUUCGUGUGCGCAUGAGCCUCUGGGUGUUCCCUCAGGAAUGUUUGUUACCCCCCGCCUCGCUGUUCGAGAACAGCUUUGAUGCGACAUCGACGGUCAUCGAUGUGGUGCUGCUUCUUCUGAUAGCUCGAAGACUUGUAGCCGCUCACGGUCGCCCGCCAAAUCUUGAUACUUCCACUAAAAGUCGAGAAUGGCUUCCGUCGUCCUUUGCUCUACCUCAAGGCUCGAGACCUCAAGGCUCGAGAAUUGCCAGUGUAUGAGUGAAAGAAUGAUUCAUCAUGACGCCUGAUUGAUUGUGGAAGUUCUCUACUUGGACGAGUGCACAAUCUCAUGUCACUUGCUGUUUUUGGCAUGGCCAGCAACAGUUCGCAUGACCACUAGACAAACCUACCGUCGAUCAGCCUUGCCAACGCCCCUUUUCCCACUAAAGAGGUGUCUCGGCUUCAGAUUGGCAAUGUGCCGGUCUCCCUCCCCCUUGCGGGCGUCCUUGUUACGUGAGCGCUGCUUCAAGCGACGAAUUUUCUCAGCCCGAACACGAUCCUAACCGGAAAAACACAGUGCGUACGCAUGAUGUGAUGCAUUUCCUGAGCGCCGUGAAUGUACCUUUUCCUUCGGCAGUCCCGUCUUAACGCGAUCAGGUGCGUUCUUCUUUGCGUGUGGGUUUGUGUCCUUGCCCGUCAUGUCCGACGGAGACGACAGUCUGCGCUUCUUGCCCGGCCGACGCUCGGACUCUUCUUGAUCGACGGCCAUCUUAACGUCUUCCGCCCCCUGCAGACACGACGCAAAGAGAAUACAGACAACACGAGCUACAUUGCUGUACUGCCUUACUUCUUCAUCGUCAAUGUCCAUUUCGGCAUCAGAGCGAGUGCGCUUACGAUGCC
Vitrella brassicaformis is the source of this 2904-nucleotide messenger RNA. Lineage: Eukaryota; Vitrellaceae. The record is from the annotation of a GenBank genome assembly.